GAAAAGGACAGGAAUCGACAGCAAUCUUUCGUAGAACAAAAUGAAAUAGAUCUAGAUUCUAAAUACAUCUUUAAACUUGAUAUGAGUUUAUUAGGUUAUAGAUCUAGAUCUAGCCCUAGAGGUCCAUAUUUUGAUCUGUAGAUCUAGACUCUAUAUCAAGAAUCUAAAAAAAAAAACACCAAUCAAACAAAACAACAACAACAAUAAUAUUUUAUUAAAUUAUUAGGCCUAGUAUAGAUCUAGAUCUAUAUUCUAGAUCAAGAUCUAAUAAUCUUAUAUUAAAUAUAGUAAUAAGUUGUGCGAGCGCCACCAUAAUGGCAUAGAUCUAGAAUUUAGCUCUACCUGAUGUGGGAGAGUGGCCACUGAAGCACGCGCGCUGACCAGAGGUGUGUAAUAAUGAAGUGCCUAAACAGAACCCUGAUGUUCGUCAUGGUCAUCUUCUCCAUGGUCACUUUAUGGAUCCAGUUGAAGAUAUUUCUAGGCAGUAAAGAAGGUCUGUACAAAGAUGAGAGAAACUCCUCCAAUGUUUUCCAGUAUUUUGUUCAGUCCAACAAAAUCAACGAGAUUCAGCAUUAUAAAACUUUGUCCCUCACAGCAAAUGAAACAGGCAAGACUCAAGAGAUCUACAGUGAUGAGAUGGAAGACUUGAUAGACAUUGAACUGCCUGGGACUCACACCUAUUUGCCUCACUUAAAGGGUCACCCAGAGUACCUCAAACCAAUAUUUAGGAUGUCUCGGAAUAGGUCAGGAGUGGACUUGGUUAUUGGCAUCCCAACAAUCAAGAGACUUAAUGCCAGCUACCUAGAUGACACUCUGAGCUCACUCUUUGCUAAUCUUUCUCCAUUGGAUGCUUCACAAUGUCUGAUCAUAGUCUUCAUAGCUGAGCCCUGGGACAUGAACUACUUAAAAGAAAUGACACUUGACCUACAACUUAAAUAUCCUGUUGAAUUGUCAACUGGUCUUCUAGAGAUUAUGGCCCCUUCUUUUAAGUAUUACCCAGACCUGGAUGCAUUACCACUAACUCUGAAUGAUGACAAGGAAAGAGUCAAAUGGCGUACCAAACAAAAUCUGGAUUAUGCAUUUUUGAUGUUGCAUGCCUAUAGACGAGGUCAAUAUUACAUUCAAUUGGAAGAUGAUAUUGUGACCAGGCCAGGAUAUUUUUCUACCAUCAUGCAAGCUACAGCUAAACAUUCAAACUGGACCCUCAUACGCUGCUCAGCUCUAGGUUUUAUAGGCAAAGUGUUAAAGACAUCAGACUUACCACUAGUUGUGGAGUUCCUGUUUAUGUUUCAUGGCAAUAAGCCUUGUGAUUGGCUGCUGGAGAACUUACUGACAACUAAAGUCUGUACCAAAGACAUGCUUCCUAAAGAAUGCCAGAAAGCAGUCAAUAAUAUAUCAAUAGAUAUCAAACCUCCAUUAUUUCAACACAUUGGCCUAAAGUCUUCUCUGAAAGGCAAAAUACAGAAACUUAAGGAGAAAGCCUUCAAGCUUCCAGUUAUCAAAAGGAAUAGUUUCCUGUCAGUCAAACGUGAUGUGUCUGGUGGGCCUAACCCUCCAGCCAAGUAUAUCACGAGUAGCAUCCCACAAUUUGAGAACUUCUCCAUAGAUGCUGUCUACACUGGCGUGUCGGGCUUCUGGGGUUACACACCAAUGUACGGGGACACCAUCGAUAUAGCCUAUGAGCCACCUCUCAAGAUACAUAGUUACAAAAUAGAAACUGGAUGCAAAGAGCACCCACUGGAUAUAUCUCCAGCUACCACAAGUAUUUGGGUACUUUCUGACAGCUUUAAUAGUAAUUCAACUAUGGUGGAUAGUUUCUACCAACUGGGCAACUUCAAUGACAAGGGCCUGGCUCAAGGACUGAUUAGUGCCAACUUCAGUAGCAUAAAAAUAUUUCGGAUUCGUUUCAAUGAGAAUAUGAAGACAUGGGUCUGGAUAAAUCAGAUUUCCAUUCGAGCAGCCGCUACUUAAAGUCAAUCAACAUGGAGACUUGUGAAAACUGUGAUAGAUGGAAACUAGUCAGUUGUCACAUGGUUCAGUUGGAAUGUUUUUACACUACAGUAAUAGGAUUUUCUGAAUCUCUAGUUUUACACAUAAUACUCUAUCACGACUGUCUUUCAAUUGGUGUCUUAGUUCUAUAGGACUUGAUACCAAAGAAUGUGUGAUUCAUUAUUGAUAAUUUAUUAUUUCAUGUUGAUUUCUGUAACUCAAUAUUUGAAACAGCUGGAAUGUCUGUUAGUGUUAGUGAUUAUAAUUUUUUUUAUAUCAGAAUUUCUUAGUCAUGUAUUUGGCUGCCUCUUCAUGCAGCAUACGUGCUUGACUGUCAUUUGGACUUCUCCAUGGUCCCAGGUUCAUACCCUGCCCACUGCCGUACUCUUUCUUCCAGUGGGAGGUUUCAACUAGGAAGUGGUUGUCUUCAACUCUGAAGGAACAUCGGAAAGAUGUCAAACAUUUUACAAAAAUUAAUAUCACCCAAUGACAUCUGUUAGAAAUUUGCUUUUUAGAUUUGUGCAAAAUAGUUGACAAUUUUAACUUUCUGAAUAGUUGGAUAAGGCUUAAUUUAUUACUUCUUUGUUUAAAGUUUGCCAUUUUCUGUAGCAAUUGAGGUUUUAGAGGGUGGGGUCACUAGCCCCCACACCAAACCCUCCUCCUUUCUCACCCGGGCUUGGGACUAGCAGAUGGCGGAGUUGGAUAGGGCUGGACAAAUAAAAAAUGUAAAUUGUUCACUGUGUAAGAAAGUUUGAAGUUAAUAGCUGAAUCUUGAGAACUUUUUCUAUAACACCAUGGAACAUUCUAGUCACUGGGCUGUUAAUUGAAACAUUCAUUAAUACUAUUGUUUUAGAAGAUAUGUUUUGGACCUGACUUGGACUUGUUUCUGACUAGAUUAUUAUGUCCUAGAAGGGCGCUGUGGCUGAGUGGUUCAGUGCUUGGCUACUGAACCUUGGGUCCUGGAUUUAAAUCUCGGUAAAGAAUGGGAUUUUGAAUUCCGAGAUUUUUAGGGCGCCCCUGAGUCCACCCAACUGUAAAGGGUAUCUGACUUUAGUUGGGGAAAGUAAAGGUCGUUGGUCACUGUGGUGGCCACAUAACACCCUGCUUGUUAACCGUUGCCUAAUAGAUAACCUUAACAUCAUCUGCCUUAUAGAUCACAAGGUCUGAAUGAGGAACUUUACUUUUGAGUACGUGGCCAGCACAAUGACCAUUGAGAUGACAGUUGGGACAGUUAGAGAUACAUGUUAUGAAAACUUACUGGGUAUAUAAUAUGAAAACUUAACCAUUGCCUAAUAGAUAACCUUAACAUCAUUAUGCCUAUAGAUGACAAGGUCUGAAAGAGGAACUUUACUUUUGAUUAUGUGGCCAGCACAAUGACCAUUGAGAUGACAGUUGGGACAGUUAGAGAUACAUGUUAUGAAAACUUACUGGGUGUAUAAUAUGAAAACUUAAAGGGUACAUCUUAUGAAAACUUACAGGGUAUAUCUUAUGAAAACUUAGAGGGUGCAUCUUAUGAAAACUUACAGGGUAUAUCUUAUGAAAACUUAGAGGGUAAUUUAUGAAAGCUGGACUUCGGUUUAGGCUUAAAUUUAAACACAUUUUUGCGUAAAGCUAAAAUAGAAAUUAUUGUUAUGAAUAGAAAUCUGCCGCAGGUCAUUUUUUCAACUUUUACAAAACUCAUUUCAUCCAUCCGCACACGCAUAGUUUAUGGCAUUCAUUGUAUUUCCUCCCACCCCCUCCCCCUAAUAUGACUAACCUGUACAAAACGAGAAGGUAAUUUUUUUUAAUGUUGAAAGUUGUAGUUACAGAAAUGAAGAUAAACUUACGUCCUCAGCUGCUUUGAAAAUACUGAAUGGUGUGAAUGCUAAAAUGGUCUGAAUUUUUUGUAAAUAUCAGCUAAUGUUGAAUGUGAGUUCCAUUUAAAUUAUUUUUAUAUAGUAUGUAAAAAUACAUUCGGAUAUCAAAUUUGUUAAAUUCUGUUUUUAUCUACAUAAUUAGAUCACUAAUAGUUUUAUAAUAGUCAUAAAACUGGAAGUCUUUUUUUUAUAUUGAGUUUUGGGACAAUUUGAUUUUUUGACUUUCAAAAUGAAUUAUAUGAGACUGAUAAAUUGUAAUGAUCUGCUAGGUGUAGCUAAACAUUCACAUUGUUAGACUUGAUAAUUGUUUAGUUUAACUUGCCAGCCACUAUUUUUUUUGAAAUGGCCUUGUGGUAGUCAUGCUUGACUUGCCUUAUUGGACAUAGCUCUUUUAACUUGCAGUUUUGGCUUCCCCAUAGGACUCGGUUCUGGGCUACUCCUUUCUGCCCUCUUUUGCUCCUGGUCUACUGAUCUUCUCUAUGUUUGCUUUGGUUCUCAGCCUUUCUCUUCCAAUGGUAGAUUCCAGCCUCUAUUUCAAUAGUAGUCAUGAGUUACAGAAUGUUAUUAUAUAUAUAUAUGUCAUUAGCUGUACAACUUCAAAGCUUGAUUUACCAUCUUUAGUACUUGAUGGUAAGCCCCCAGUAUCAAUGGAUAGGUUUGCACUUGUGAUUGUAGACAUGCAGCUACUGAACUGCCACGUCAUCAGAUUUGAAAUUUGUAUUGCAUGUUUUUUUUAAGUUUGUGUAGGGUGCUACUCUGUGUUAUUGUUUUAAUUAUGGUGUACUACUUGCGAGGAUGGUAUCUGGAGAUUUAGCAUGUAAACAACAGGGAGGGGGAAUACAAAUAGAGUACUUGAUGACUCACAAACAUAUUGGGAACUGAAACUUAUCCUCUUUUGCAUUAAAAGGUAGUCAUUCUUAUCUUAUAUGAUACAGACGUUACUACAAAAAAGAAGAUGAUUACGUCCUAUGCGUCAUGCAUUUAGUCAUGCAUAUUAACCAAUGACCUAAACUCCGCCAAGUCACUGGUUUUCCUGGCUGGCUCAUUUUUUUCCCUUUAUAUUAGAUUAGAUAUGAGAGAAAAUGAAUGCUUACAUUUAUAUGUAGAUAGAGGUAGAACUGUGAUAUUACUGUGACAAUACUUACAUCAUGUGUUUCUAAUUAGAAGAUAAUAUUACUGAGUGAAUACUAGUCAAAACCUUUGUAUCAAGCUUCAUUAGUUCUCCCUGUUGUACUGGUACAUUGAAACCCAAUACAAUGUUUAUGCCAUAGGAAGGGACAAUGUUUCUACAAAAAAAAAUCAACAGAUCAUUCCCUAAAUCAUCUACUAGUCUAUGUUCACAUUACUUGCAGAUUUGUUACCUGCAAUCUUUUGUGUAAGAGUUAGGAAAUGUUCACUACAUGGAGCAGACGUGACUCUUUCAAUACUUGUGAGUUUAGAUCCUCACACUGCACAUUGAAAUAUUGUCAAGAUUUUCUACACAGACUAGUUAGUUAUUGUUACAAAAAUAUGCAGCACAUUUCUGAACACGUCAUAGCUCUUAUUUAGCCAGCCAUGUUAAUUAUUUCACUACUAAAACUCUUAAAACUACUUGACAGAGGGCAGGCACAAAUGUGAAAACUUUGUCCACGUCUGCUUGUAAGGAACUUUUUUUUUGUGUAUGACUUUAACACAGACAUAGCAAUGCUUUUAUUGUCUGGGACGAUUUCUUUAAAUAUUUUUCUGAAUUGUUUUCCUUACUUUAUUUUUGUUUAAUGAAUGACUCUCUCCAUUGAGUGUUUUGUUCCCAUCCAUGGUUGAUUAGGUUCCUGCUAGUUUGAUAUCCAAUGUAUGUAUGUAACUAGGGUUCAACAUUUAAGUGGGUUUCUCUUUUGUUGCACAAGUUUUCAUUUUAACUUGCCUAAGAAAUUUUUAAACUUAACAUAUUUGAUUUGAAUGUACAUUUGGCAGCACCAAACAUAUCUGAAUAUUUCAUGUGUAUCUCAAGUGAUGAUUGAUUCACUCCACUAUCAGAAUAAAUUGUUUGAAAUUUUG
Messenger RNA from Biomphalaria glabrata, 5879 nucleotides. Its product is annotated as alpha-1,3-mannosyl-glycoprotein 4-beta-N-acetylglucosaminyltransferase A-like. The record is from RefSeq and is a predicted model, not a curated record. The coding region runs from base 397 to 1971 and encodes 524 amino acids. The transcript has 15 exons. Gene Ontology annotation, biological process: protein N-linked glycosylation. NCBI's taxonomy places the organism in Eukaryota, Metazoa, Mollusca, Gastropoda, Planorbidae. Gene Ontology annotation, cellular component: endoplasmic reticulum; endoplasmic reticulum-Golgi intermediate compartment; Golgi stack. Gene Ontology annotation, molecular function: acetylglucosaminyltransferase activity.